AUGGCCUCAACACCGUCCCCUGCCAUCACCUCUGGCGACCUCGCAGACCUUGUUGCAUCCUCGACGUCGGCAACGGUCUAUCCGACCGACGAGACCAUACUCUCCGUCCUCCAAGCACGAUUCCGAGCAGACUUACCCUACACCAGAGUCGGGACAUCGAAUCUCGUCGUCGUCAACCCGUACAAGGCGUUGGCCAAUGUGAACGAGGCGAGCGCGAAAGAGUACGAGGAGCGGUGUUACAAGGACACCAGCUUACCCUUGCCCGGUGGUCCUCCGCCUCUAUCACCACACCUGUACGAUAUCGCCGCUCGUAUGUACCUGCUCAUGCGAAGGAGGAACGAGUCACAGUCCGUCAUAUUUCGGGGAAACAUAGGCUCAGGGAAAAGCUUCAGCUCGCAACUCCUCGUCGAACAGGUCCUACGAUUGUCCACACACUCGAAGCGAGAGGCUCGGUUGGCAGAGCAGAUCAAAGCGCUCACUCCUCUGCUCGACUCGUUCGGAAACGCGAAGACGCUCAUUAACCCUAACGCAUCUCGUCAUGGGCGGUACCUCGAGCUACACUUCAACGAACGCGGUCGGAUCAGCUCUGGGAAGGUGUUGACGUAUGCUCUCGACAAAUCUCGUCUGAACCGCCUGUCGUUCGAGGAGCGCACGUACCAUGUGUUCUACCAAUUUCUGGCAGGGGCUACCCCGGAGGAGCGGGAUCGGUACGUGCUGGAGGAUCCGUCGGAGUAUGCGCUGCUCGCAUCCUCUGGGUGUUAUCGUUUACCGUCGGGCCCGUUCAGCGAUGACUCGAUCGCGAUGGAGGACUUGCGGGUGGCAAUGAAGACGUUGGGGUUUAAACCUAAGCACGUUUCGUCCAUCUUCAGUCUCCUGGUAGCCAUCCUUGUUCUCGGGAACGUGGAAUUUGGCGAAGCGGACGCGCGCGAUGUGUCUGCUUACGUUAUGAAUAUGGCCGUUCUUGAACACGCGGCGAGGUUGUUGGGAGUAGGUGCUGAGGAGCUAGCGGAGACAUUGACGAACAAGACGAGCUACGUUCGGAAGGAGCUGUACAUGGUGAUGCUCAACGCACAGCAGAGCGGAGCGCAACGCGACCAGCUGGUCCGAGACCUCUACGCGAUGCUGUUUGCAUUCGUCGUCGAGACGGCCAACCACAGGAUCGGUCCCAAUGGGCAAGAUCCUCCCCCACCGACUCAGAUUGUCCUGCUCGACCAGCCUGGGUUUCAGAUGAAGGGUCCCCCGAACUCGGCUUCGGUCUAUUUUGGUGGUCCUGCACCGUUGAUUUCGCCUCACGGUCAAGCCGGAUUCGACGAAUUCUGUAUCAACUUCGCGAACGAGAUCUUGCACUCGUACGUGAUCCGCAACGCUUUCGAAGAUACCGUCGGCUACAACGCGCAGCUCGCUGGGGACAGUGUUUCAUUGCCCGAGAUCACCACAAUGGACAACUCGGCGUGCGUCGAGCUGUUACGUGGCGCGCAGUUGAGCGAGCGGUCACAUCGCAAGCCUGGUGGUGUUCUUGGCAUCAUGAACAAGUCAUCGUCUUCGCACAGGUCCGGAAAGAGUGGGGACAAGAAGGACGAGGAGAUGCUACAGGACCUCGUGGCGAAAUUCAGUGGGCAUGCGUCGUUUGAAGCUCACACGUCGGAAGCCGGUGAACAUCUCGAGUUUGGCAUCAACCACUACGCCGGCCCGUGCGCUUAUGAUGUGCACGGUUUCAUCGAGAAAGAUGCAGAUGUACUCGACUCUGCAUUUGUUUCCGUUUUGCGCAACUCUUCCGAUGCGUUUGUUUCCAAGCUCAUGGCUGGUCCUAACCUUGCGACCGAGAGGCACUCCAAGGACGAGAAUAUCAUCGUGCAGGCGCAAGUCUCGUCACGACCUUUGCGACACCCGACUCCAAUUUUGGCCCGCGACGGUACUGCACCUUCGUCGGAAGAAGCACACUCGCACCUCGAUCCUGCGAAAGUGUACCCCAUCACCACACAGUUGAACCACACCCUCUCGGAGCUCAUGAGCAAUAUAGAUCGGACACAUUCGUGGAUCGUAUCUUGCAUUCGCCCGAACGACUCUGGAUCAUCAAAUUCGUUCGACAAACGGAGAGUGAAGGCGCAGAUCCGUGCUCUGCUUCUUCCAGACCUGGUCGCUAGGCGGAAGACAGAGUUUGUGGUGGAUUACGAGCACUCCGUCUUCUGCGACAGAUACGUACCGACUAUGAGGGGUUCGGAGGCAGAGCGGAUCAGACAGUGCGCAGCAUCGAAUGGUUGGCAAGAUGGCGUUGACUAUGUCAUGGGCUAUCGGAUGAUUUGGUUGACUUAUUCGGCGUGGAAAAUGGUCGAAGACGUCUUGCGAGCAGCCGAGAAGGAUCAGAAGAAGGGUUCGAGAGAGGGUGCGGAGGACGACGAGAGCGUUCUCCAGGACGACACAACGGAUUACACGCACACUCAGCACGAUGCGUCGUUCUCUGCGCCUGGUGGAUACUACGGCGCUGGAGGGAGUGACGACAACUUGCUACUCGCCCGCACUGGAACCAACGGGUCCCGAUAUCUCGAUCCUAACAUGAGUCCUGGCUACGCACAGGGCGGCCUGUCAUCGCCUCAAGUCGGCGGUGGUUUGGCGAAUAGCGAGCCAGAUGGUGAUGGAUGGGGUUCCGAAUGGGAUAAGAAGGGCGGAGACUACGACAGCCCGCCUGCCUUCGAGUCAAAAGAGAGCGGUGGCAUAAUCGUCAAAGAUGCACCGAAUGCCGUGGAGGAAGUCCCGUCGAGUCGCUCUCGUCGCAACUGGCUACUGGUCGUCUGGUUGAUGACAUUCUGGAUCCCGGACUUCUGCUUGACGAGGAUCGGUCGCAUGAAACGCCCUGAUGUCCGACUCGCCUGGCGCGAGAAAUUCGCGAUCUUCGUCCUCAUCGUCGCGUUCAAUGGCUUCGUCAUCUUCUACAUCGUGGAGUUCGGACGUCUACUCUGUCCAAACUACGAUAAGGCUUGGAAUCCCAGCCAGGUUGCUCAACACACUGGUACCAACGAUUACUACGUCUCUAUUCAAGGACAGGUCUAUGAUGUUUCCAACUUCGUUCAGGGGGAUCACAGCGAUAUCCCGGGUCUGGUCAGCAACGACGCCGAUACUUUGGACAUCCUAGCAGGUCAAGACCUGACAGACUACUUUCCACCGCCGCUGACACUCGCCUGCCCUGGUCUCGUCACUGAUACUAGUCUGCAGCUUACGUAUAAGAACUUCACACCACAGGCUCCGAACGCCAUGCAUAUCUCUGGUAAAAUGCAGGGUGCUCAGAACACCGCUCUCGACUCUGAGAACUGGUAUACCAGCGUCUUCCAACCGAAAAUAGCCGAGUUCCACAAGGGUGCGCUCGUAUGGGAAAAGAGCGACAUCGAAGGUCAAGCCGCAAGUACGAAUAACGACCAGCGCCUAUGGGCCAUUUGGAACAACGGCAUUUAUGACUUGACGGACUACGUCAAUACCGUGACUGUCAACGAGGGGAUGAAUCUGUACGCUUUCCUGAGCCCAGAUUUGACUAGCUUGUUCAAGCAGCAACCGGGCCAAGAUCUGACGUCGUCCAUCAGCAAAGUGCUUGCCACCAUGAACGUGACGUAUCGCGAGCAGAAUGUGAAUUGCAUGAACAACAUGUUCUACCUGGGAACGACAGAUUUCCGGAACACUCCGCGGUGCCAAGUGCAGAAUUAUCUUCUGCUGGCGUUCUCGUGUAUCCUAAUGUCCUCCAUGGGAUUGAAGUUCCUCGCUGCACUCCAGCUCGCACCGAAGGGAACACCGGAAAUGCUCGACAAGUUCGUGAUAUGCCAAGUCCCCUGUUACACUGAGGGCGAAGAGUCCUUACGGCGUACCAUCGAUUCGCUUUCUGCUCUUCAUUACGAUGAUAAGCGCAAGCUCAUUUUCCUCAUCUGUGAUGGCAACAUCAUCGGUACUGGCAACGAUCGGACUACGCCUCGUAUAGUGCUUGAUAUCCUCGGUGUGGACCCCAAACUAGAUCCUGAACCAGUGCUCUUCAAAUCAGUAGGCGAAGGAUCGAAAGCGCUCAACUACGCUAAGGUCUACUCCGGUUUGUAUGAAUUCGAGGGGCACGUAGUGCCGUAUGUGGUGGUUGUCAAGGUCGGCAAGCCAACGGAGCGUACCAAGCCCGGCAACCGUGGAAAGCGCGACAGUCAAAUUGUGUUGAUGCAGUACCUCAACAGGGUUCACUUCGAUGCGCCUAUGUCGCCGCUUGAGCUCGAACUGUAUCAUCAGAUGCGAAACGUCAUCGGUAUAGAUCCAGCGUUCUAUGAGUACAUCCUCACGGUCGAUGCUGAUACUGCGGUAUCUCCGGACUCCCUGAAUCGCCUUGUUGCAGCAGCAGCAGAUGACUCAAGUAUCAUUGGCAUUUGUGGUGAGACGAAGCUGGACAACGAAGAAGGCUCUUGGUGGACAAUGAUUCAGGUGUACGAGUACUACAUCUCCCACCAUCUCUCCAAGGCCUUCGAGAGUUUGUUCGGCUCCGUGUCUUGUCUUCCUGGUUGUUUCUCGAUGUACCGCAUUCGGACGGCUGACAAGGGUCGCCCAAUCAUCAUCUCCAACCGCGUCAUUGAGGAGUAUUCGGACCCCAUCGUGGAUACGCUACACAAGAAGAAUCUGUUGUCUCUCGGUGAAGAUCGUUAUCUUACGACUCUACUCCUCAAGCAUUUCCCUACGUUCAGGACGAAGUUCACCCCCGAUGCCGUUGCUCGUACGAUAGCCCCCGAGUCCUGGCGCGUUCUGUUUUCCCAACGUCGUCGAUGGAUCAACUCCACCGUUCAUAACCUCUGCGAGUUGGCCUUCCUGCCUGAACUAAUUGGCUUCUGUUGUUUCUCAAUGAGGUUUUUUGUCUUCAUCGAUAUCGUGGGUACUCUGAUCUUGCCUGCGACAGUCGUAUACUUGCUAUAUUUGAUCAUCACCGUUUCCACGGGAAGGGGGGCAUUACCUAUUAUCUCCAUCGUCAUGUUGGCAGCUGUUUACGGCUUACAGGCUCUGAUCUUCCUUAUCAAGCGAGAAUUUAUGCUCAUCGGUUGGAUGGUUGUCUACAUCCUUUCCUUUCCGAUCUACAGUUUCUUCUUACCGCUGUAUUCCUUCUGGUGCAUGGACGAUUUCAGUUGGGGUAACACGCGUCUGGUCAUCGGUGAGGGUACUAACAAGAAAGUCAUCAUGAACGACGACGAGAAGUUCGAUGACUCGAUGAUCCCUCUAAAGAAGUUCAGCGAGUAUGAGGCGGAGGCCUGGGAGACGGGCUCGCGGCACUCAGAUGAAACUAGCUACAGCGGUAAACCUCAAUCUCAAGCUAAAUCACGGUCCCAUGCUCCUCAGUCAAGAACGGCUUCGCCUCUUAGCUUCCACCAGGCAUCUAAUACUGGAGAUUACUACCGUGAUACCAACCUGACAGAUCCGAAUGGCUCUAAUCCUCGCGGUAGACCUUCGCAGACCAACCUAUCGCACUACGGUGGGCAGCAGGCCAUUUCGCAUUAUGCUCUGCCUCAACUACCGUUCGGGCCAACGAGUGUUCACGGGUCUGUCGCUGGUUCCGAAUACGGUGCACCAAUUGCCAUGCCUGGGCCAAUUCCAUACCAGAACACUGCCAGCGUCUACGGCAUGAUGCCUACAGCUCCUCGCAAUACCGUCAUGACGAGUCUCAACAUGUUCGGAGGCGAGGGUGACGUGCACGGCUCACAAGGUGGAUUCGCCCCUCCUACAUUCCCCCCGGGAAUGCAACGACCGACGUCAACAUUCUCUCUUGCGACCUCGGUGAAUCCGUUCGCUGGGCCAAGUAUGAAUCCAGAUCCCAGCGACGACGACCUCCUCACUGCUUUGCGAAACUUCCUGAGUACGCAAGAUCUCAUGACAGUUACGAAGAAGACUGCUCGGGAAGCCAUCCAGGCACGAUUCCCGAAGGCGGAUCUCGCAAGUCGAAAGCAGUUCCUGAAUGACUCGAUAGACAAAAUCCUUUCACAGUCAUGA
This is a messenger RNA of Sparassis crispa, 5988 nucleotides long. RefSeq names its product Chitin synthase 8. The transcript is spliced from 13 exons. Bases 1 to 5988 code for a protein of 1995 amino acids. Gene Ontology annotation, molecular function: ATP binding; chitin synthase activity; cytoskeletal motor activity. Gene Ontology annotation, cellular component: myosin complex; cell septum; cell periphery. The record is from RefSeq and is a predicted model, not a curated record. Lineage: Eukaryota; Fungi; Basidiomycota; Agaricomycetes; Polyporales; Sparassidaceae.